UAUAUCAGACGCGCAGAACUGCUGUUGAGGGUGUUUUGGUAAACAUGUGCAGCCCUCGGUCACCUGUUCGUUCAGUGCCACAGACAAGAAGAACAGCAGCGCUAGAGUCACAGCAGCAGACAUACUCUCACUCUCACAGCGCAAGACUAAACUAUAUACUCAGGCUCUGGACCAGAUACAGCUUGCUUUAGCUGCGGCGCACCUCGAAGCUCUAUUUGAAGUGCGAUUACGUCACGGCGUCUCUGCGUGGGCUGUCCCAAUUUAUGGCGUUCCUAACUUUGCUACACACCUCUCACUGAACACGUCUGCGUCUGCAUGAACGUGAUGAUGGGCAGAGCCAGGACUGUCUGUAUUAUGCAUAGUACCAGGGCCGUCGCUAGUGGGGUGAAAGGUGGGGAUGAUUACAGGGGCCCGUCGGCGCGAUCCUUGACUUUCUCCCUCGAGUUUGAGCGACAGCUCCGUUGUGCUCCUGCAGAUUUGACAUCUCUGGAGACUGGGAAGGGUUUUCCAGCACCUCAUCUGGCGGAUCCCCCUCCUCACGCUCCAGUGAAACACGCUUGUGCCAAGAUCUCAAUGCCAACAUUCCCUGUGGUGGUGAAGAUCGGACACGCUCACUCUGGAAUGGGGAAGGUGAAAGUUGACAAUCACAGUGACUUCCAAGACAUUGCGAGUGUUGUGGCCAUCACUCAAACCUACACCACCACAGAGCCUUUCAUUGAUGCUAAAUAUGACAUCAGGGUCCAGAAGAUCGGUUCUGACUACAAAGCGUACAUGAGAACAUCCAUCUCUGGCAACUGGAAAUCAAACACUGGCUCUGCCAUGCUGGAGCAAGUAGCCAUGACUGACAGGUAUAAGCUGUGGGUGGACACCUGUGCGGAUGUCUUUGGAGGUCUAGACAUCUGUGCUGUUAAAGCCAUACAUGGAAAGGACGGAAAGGACUAUAUCACUGAGGUGGUGGGCUCGUCGAUGCAGCUGAUUGGAGAUCACCAGCUGGAGGACCGUCAGCUGAUCACUGCCAUCGUUCUGGCCAAGAUGAACCAAGACUCGGGCCGCACAACAGCUCGAUCCCCUCAGAGACCUCCAACCACUGUCCAACCUGCACAAAGCACUGCCUUAAAAGAAAGCCUGACUGACCCCAGCAAGACCCUCGGCCAGCGGCCCCCUCCACAAGGGGGGGCAGUGAAACCCCAAGACCCACAACCUAAGAGUCAAGAGCCUACACCUGAGCCAGUCCCUGACCAGGAGCCUGUGCCCAAAGCAGGCCCUACCCCAACUCUACCACCCACCAUGCAGCAGCCCAAAGCCCAGACUCAAGCCGCACCUGAACCCACUCCAGGGAAGCCAACGGAACUGCCCCCAAAACCCCAACCUCCCAAACCCCUUCCCCCAAAGCCUGUGCCUCCAGUUCGGAGGAACUCCAAGCCUCAGAUCCAACCCAAACCCCAGACCCCACCUCCCACCAAGGCCAAACCGAAAGCUCAACUGGGCGAUACAGAUCAGAAUCUUGGGCAAACCCAGACAGAUCCAGUCCCUGCUCAAGAGCAAUCCCCAGCCAAAGGCCCUGUUAAACCCCCGUCACCAGCUAAACCUCAGCUCCAGCCUAAACCAGUGCUCAGAGAGCAAGUCAAACCUGAAGCCCGAGCACAGACUACUACUACAUCUGAAGCCCCUGUUAGAGCAACUGCUUCCCCUGCUCCCACCCCAGCCCCGGCCCAACCUACCCCAGCAAAACCCACCCAAUCUCAGCCUCCUGUGGAGGAACAGCCUGCACCCCAGCAGAAGUCAACCCAUCCUCUGUUGAACAAAUCCCAGUCCUUGACCAACGCCUUCAACGCCUUUGGCGAGACUUUCCGCUCCAGCAACGAGGAUGAAGCUAAGGCGGAGACCAUUCGAAACUUGCGAAAGUCUUUUGCAAGCCUGUUCUCUGACUAAUGACAAAACCCCGCAGCCGAAAGGUGGCCAGGCACUCGAGUGACAGAUAUGCAUCCUGGUCUGAGGUUAAUUCCAUGUAGCUGUGUACAUUUAACCCCUCCUCCCAACUCUGCUGUAAUUAUCCGAGUGAAGGUUAGAGUGAUGUACAGUGAUUGUUCUCGCGAGAUGUUGGUGUUUCCGUAUUUUGAGUCGCUCUGCUCCGAAACACUGGGAUUUAUAUGAGGAGGGAAUGGCUCUUAAGCAAUCAGUUACAGGAGGCUGGAGUAUGCUGAAUUCGUCUAUAGCCCCUCGAUGUUGUAGCUGUAUCAUGGUAGUGUGUUUUCUUUACCCAGAGACAAAUAUUUGUGACUAGUUUCCCUUGUUUAUCCCCUGUAGUGUGUGUGUGUGUGUGUGUGUAACUACUUGAUGUGUUGUAAGCAUUAGCCAGUGAGACAUUAGUUCAACAAUACCUCGGAAUCUUUAUAAAAGCCCUUUCCUCUUCAAGUUUCCUACAAUAAUCAAUGCUUGGACUGGUCUGUUUCAGUGCAGUGGUGGGAUUUCAGUGGAACGCCUGGUGUUUUAG
Messenger RNA from Sinocyclocheilus anshuiensis, 2494 nucleotides. Its product is annotated as synapsin-1-like. Gene Ontology annotation, cellular component: synaptic vesicle; synaptic vesicle membrane. Lineage: Eukaryota; Metazoa; Chordata; Actinopteri; Cypriniformes; Cyprinidae. The record is from RefSeq and is a predicted model, not a curated record. The transcript is spliced from 9 exons. Gene Ontology annotation, molecular function: ATP binding. Gene Ontology annotation, biological process: neurotransmitter secretion. Bases 316 to 1932 code for a protein of 538 amino acids.